Elaeis guineensis (African oil palm) is the source of this 1292-nucleotide messenger RNA. RefSeq names its product endo-1,3;1,4-beta-D-glucanase. NCBI's taxonomy places the organism in Eukaryota, Viridiplantae, Streptophyta, Magnoliopsida, Arecales, Arecaceae. Gene Ontology annotation, molecular function: hydrolase activity. The record is from RefSeq and is a predicted model, not a curated record.
UAGCAGUGCGCUCCUUUACACCAAGGAGUCUUUAUCUCCCGCUGCGUAGAUACAGAGAUCAAAGGACGGCGAGCUGCAAGAACCCGCCGAGAAACGUGAGCGAACGUUUUCUGCAAUGCCGAUCUCAGCCGUGAUGUCACGGCCUCCCAGAAACGAUAUUUUGAGCAAAAGUUAUUGACCGCACGCAGGCCGCCAACCUUUCACCCAUGGAUAAAUUAGUCUACAGUGUCCUCGUUUCCACCAAGUAGUCUUUGCAUAUUUCCUGCCGAGAGAGAGAGAGAGAUAUCAAAAGAUGGCGAGCUCCCAAUGCUACGAGAACCCACCGACCCUGAACCCGGCUAGUGGCCAAGGUUGCGUGGUGGACGACCUGGGGGGCCUCAAGGCCUACACCGCCGGCCCAUCAGACUCCAAACUCGCCAUCCUCCUUGCCGCCGAUGCCUUCGGAUAUGAAGCACCAAACUUGAGGAAACUGGCAGACAAAGUUGCAGCUGCUGGAUUCUUUGUUGUAGUUCCUGAUUUUUUUCAUGGAGAUCCAUAUGUACCAGAUCAGAAGCCUGUGAAAACAUGGAUUGAAAGUCACGAGAAGGAUAAAGGGUUUGAAGAUGCAAAAUUGGUAAUUGAGGCUUUGAAAAAUAAAGGUGUGUCUGCAAUAGGGGCUGCUGGAUUUUGCUGGGGUGCCCAGGUAGUUGCAGAAUUAGCAAAGUCUGGUUACAUUAAAUCUGCAGUUAUGCUACAUCCCUCAUUUGUGACUGUUGAUGACAUCAAAGAGGUUAAAUGCCACAUUGCUAUAUUUGGAGCUGAGAUUGAUAAGACCUCUCCACCUGAACUGUUGAAACAGUUUGAGGAGAUUUUGUCCCUCAAAUCUGAGGUCAAUAGUUAUGUAAAGAUUUUCCCUGGUGUUGCACAUGGAUGGACUAUGAGAUAUGAUACCAGUGAUGAAACGGCCGUGAAGAAAGCUGAAGAGGCUCAUCAAGGCAUGUUAGAGUGGUUUGCUAAGCAUCUUAAGUAAGAAAUCACACUGUGUGAACAUUCAGUGGCAGAUUAACAGACCAUUCCUACAUAUUAUGACAAAGGCUAUGUAUAAUUGUGGAUUUGUGUGCUAUUUUAUAUGUUGAGCUCCUAGUCAAUGUUUCCUGAACUUCAUGGUUGCAAUCAAUAAUACCUUCUAUACCUUUUCUUAAUAGGUAUUUGUAGUUGGACAUGUAAUGAUGUUCUUUAGGAAAGUGAAGCAUGAAGAAGAUUAGAUAUGAAAUAUUCCAUCUAAUAACAAUUUAAGAGUUUUGUACUUUUUU